CAGGGGUUUAAACAAUGGGGGCCCACUGACUCUGUAGGGUUUGAUCAGGUAUAAAAGCAAGGGUUAAACCAGACAGGACAGCAGUGCAGCAGUAGCAGUAGCAACAGCAGCAGCUCACCUAAAUAUGACCACCACUGACAUGAGCAUGGGCAAGAUCAUCUUCUACGAGGACAGGAACUUCCAGGGUCGCUCCUAUGAGUGCAUGAGCGACUGCGCCGACAUGUCCUCCUACCUGAGCAGGUGCCACUCCUGCAGGGUGGAGAGCGGCUGCUUCAUGGUCUACGACCGUCCCAACUACAUGGGAAACCAGUGGUUCAUGAGGAGGGGCGAGUACGCUGACUACAUGAGCAUGAUAGGAUGGAGUGGUGGCAUCAGGUCUUGCCGUAUGAUCCCCAUGCACAGAGGCCAGUUCAGGAUGAAGAUCUACGAGAGGGAGAACUUCGGUGGUCAGAGUUAUGAGCUGAUGGACGACUGCGACAACAUCCAGGACCGUUACCGUAUGUCCGACUGCCAGUCCUGCCACGUGAUGGACGGCCACUGGCUGAUGUACGAGCAGCCCCACUACAGAGGCAGGAUGAUGUACAUGAGGCCCGGAGAGUACAGGAGCUUCAGGGACAUGGGCAUGAGCGGCAUGAGGUGGAUGAGCAUGAAGCGCAUCAUGGACAUGUGCUAA
This is a messenger RNA of Micropterus dolomieu (smallmouth bass), 673 nucleotides long. Its product is annotated as gamma-crystallin M3-like. Gene Ontology annotation, molecular function: structural constituent of eye lens. The coding region runs from base 125 to 673 and encodes 182 amino acids. The record is from RefSeq and is a predicted model, not a curated record. The transcript is spliced from 3 exons. Gene Ontology annotation, biological process: visual perception; lens development in camera-type eye. Lineage: Eukaryota; Metazoa; Chordata; Actinopteri; Centrarchiformes; Centrarchidae.